Molecule: messenger RNA, 5327 nt
Organism: Toxotes jaculatrix (banded archerfish)
Lineage: Eukaryota; Metazoa; Chordata; Actinopteri; Toxotidae
Gene: bmf1
Product: BCL2 modifying factor 1
Exons: 4
Coding region: 162-653 (163 amino acids)
Biological process (GO): positive regulation of apoptotic process; negative regulation of autophagy; apoptotic process
Cellular component (GO): myosin complex
Source: RefSeq, a predicted model, not a curated record
GGAAGUAGCCGUGGAGGUGAUACGGACUAAACUCGCUUGACUUAGCAGGAUAUUGAACUCGGUGUCGUGUGUGUGUGUGUGUUGUUUUUCUUCCUUUUCUGAGCGAAUAACCAUAACAACGAAGCCCAUCUCUGUGGUUGCUCAUCUCACAGCGACCCCGUAUGGACGAUGAGGAGGAUGAUGUGUUUGAGCCAGACCCCCACUUCUGGCGCACCACAUUCAGGGAGAUAAAGUGCGAAGACCGGGGCACACAGACACCUGGCCCUGCUCUGGCACUGAACAACGGCAUGCUGCCCUGUGGAGUCGCAGAGGAGCCCAGACCACUCUUCUACGGCAACGCAGGUUUUCGAUUGCACUUCCCUGCACACUUUGAGCUUGUUGGGGAUCAGGAAGCGAGGCAGCAAGAAAGCGAAGAGGAACAAAACGGGAUGGAGCAGCUACCCCGGCGGCAGCCUGUAGCGCGCAGUGUGGAGGCCUGCAUUGGCCAGAAACUCCAGCUGAUAGGAGACCAGUUUCACCGGGAACACCUACAACUGUAUCAUCGAAACCAAAGGAACCAGGGGCCGCUGUGGUGGCGCCUGGCCGCAGCUCUGCUCAGCCUUCUGUUUGACAGGGGGCUUGUCGCUGGAGGAGGUGGAGCAGGACGGAGGUGAGGGGGGUCUUCCCCUCACGUCCCUUUUCUUCAUCUCUAUGAGGAACUGGACUCCUAAUGGCACUGUCAAAUCUAACACGGGUCUGUUUUUUUUGGAGGGAAAUAGAAAGGAGACAAAAGGUCACCGCGGGACGGAGACAACCAACUUUUAUAAAAGGUCGUGUGUUUUUUCUUUCCAAGAAGAUGCCAUGAUGCUCCGAGAUUCCUCUACAGGACAAUGUUCAUAUUUUCGUAUAUGUGUGGUGUAGUAGUUUUGUACAGUACAUUGUUCUUGUUAAAUUUUUUGCACUUCAACAUGUAUCCAUCUUUAAUGACCUCCACAGACCCUGGGAAUGCCUUAUUCAGUGUCUUCUGCCAGAAUGAGUAUUGAGCAAUUUUGACAGACAAGAUGAGAUGGUCAGGAAAUGUGGUGUGAGGUUUUCUUUUCUGAAGUUUCCCAGGUGACCAGUCAAGUUGAUUUACUAAUUUUCCAAAGAGGCAACUUCUCAGAACAAAGCAUUUUGCACCUCACCUCAAUGGAACAUUUGUCUUUCCUUAUUUUUCUUUGUGCUUUCUUUCUCCUCCAUUUUCUUCGGUGUGGUAUUAAGUUUGAACACGAUCCCUCGGUAUCGUUCAAAAUUUUGGGAACAAAGGAAAUUUUCUGCACAGGAAAAAGUCGGCACACCAGGAACUGUAAUCUAAAUAGCUUUUAAUCUGCACAGGUGAGUUUGAGGCAAACCUUUCUUCAGUCACGAGCCCAACAGAAUUUUUUUUUCUUUUGUUGACGGCUCAGGAAGUUUUCAGGGAGGAGUGUAGUACUGAACAUCACUCACCGGCCAAACAAGCCCGGUGACUGCCAGAAAACCUGUGUGUACAACAACUUUCACUUCAGACUCAAAGCAAGAACUGGUUGAUGCAGUUUUCAAUAUUCGGAAACAGGAUUAAUGUUUCACUGUAAACAAAUACAAAAAAAAGAAGUACAAAAAUUGUGGUUGGCUGUGAUUUAUAGGUGUUAAAUUAAUUUAUAUGACUUUUUGGGCAGUAACAAACAACCCAAUAGCAAAUAAUUAAAAGUAAACUGAUGACCCAAUGAAAUAGCUGUAAAAUCAACAUAUUGUUAAAAACUUUGAGGUUUCUCACAGUUAUUUGAACAAAUCAUUUAAAUUAAAACAUUUUUCUUGAGAAUUUACCAGUGUGGACUGUCAUAGUGUUGUUUUACACUGCCAAUUUAUUCCUGUACUAAUCAGACAACACAUUCUCUUUGAUGUCCUGAUUUUUCAAGGGUGUUUGUUACUGUGCCUGUUAAUGUAAAGCAAAUUACUCACAACCACCUGUUGGUGGCUAAAUGAUGUCAGAGAAUUAGCACGCUGGAUAGAUAUUUAGAUUAAAGUUAAGGUGUGCUGACUUUUGCAUCCAUAGGGAAAACCUUUGAAGGUCUAGCACUGUGCACUAAAUUAUAACAUUAGUGUUGAGCAUGUUGUUUGCUAUCGCAAAGUAACAUGUUCUUUCCCUCCAAAAAUAACACAACAAAGCUGUCUGGUCAGGUCUGCUGUUGUGAUCUUGAUAUUAAUUCCACCAGUUACUCGGUUUUCAGUUUGGCCUUGUUUUCAAUUUCAUUAUCCGAUACAAGAUUUCCCUUUGUUUUAGUUGUGUUUUUUUCAUGUAAUUUUUUUUUUCAGACCUCCAUGCCCUUGAAGUGGAGCUGUGGAUCCACUGUUUUUGCACUAGACUUACACCCUUCAAGAGUUCAGAUUGUUACCAAGCUAACCUCUGUCUUGUAUGAAGGUUUUCAGUUAUGACUUGUUUUCUUGCCACAACAUUUCAGACGUUCUCAUUCACACGUCCAAGACAAAUAAUCAAUCUUGAGACCUGACUGAACAUAGUCUGGAAUCUGGAUUAGAUAUGGGUUCUGGAAAUUUCAUGUACCAGUGUUUUCAGGCUACGGUAGAGUUAGAAUAGAACCACGUGCCUCGAUUGGAAGGUUUCUAAGUCUGGUUUGGUUUGUCACAGCCCAGUGUGUGUUCUGAACACGAAACAAUACUCCGUAAUCCAUCUGUGAAACAGAACGUCCUCCUCUCAGGCUACAUUCAUGGGGUUUUACACCAGUUGAUGUUCUGUUGGACGAUCUUGUAUUGUCUUUGGUGCUCAGAUCCAGAUUUGGGGACAUUUUUAGCACGUAUAACCACCACUGACUCAGCAGACAAACAGUCUCUGAAAUGAAACAAAAGUGAAAAAGACUGUAAUUAUUGUUGAAAUAUGAAUAUGUUUAAAGACACUGUUGAAGAUGCUGUUUGUUAUAUUCUCCAUUGCUGAACCCAGGCCAAUGUUUGGACCCAAGGAGCAGUACGUAUCAGGGGUCUGUAAUUACUUGCUCCUUACAAUGUGUCAAGUUUUAUCACUGCAUAAUUAGGGUUUCCUCUCAUUUUCUUAAAGAUGUCUCAGGGACAGACUUUGUGGGCUACUGGUAACCUUGAGAAUCUGUUACAUGGUUAGAAGAAGAGCGGCGUUUUCACCUGUUUAUUUAAGACGAAACCUCUCGAGGUAUCGUCAGCUCUUAUUUCCGUUUCAGUUAGAAUUUCCUCUUGAACAAUUUCUCAGCACACACGUAAAGGUACAGUUUGACUGAGGAGUCUGAGGCUGAAUUGCUGACUGUGGUGGUGACGGGGGGGGGGGGGGACUACUGAGCAUGUAGUGAAUAGGUGUGUGAGGUGCACUGAAUGUGGUUGUGGUUAUAGUUUCCUGCGGAUCCUGAACGCUGAGCCAGUCGCUGUAGUGCCCCGUCUCACCAUUGGCUCUUGACCUCCUCUUUGUGCUGCUCCUUCAUUACAUGGGUAUUGUUCAUCGGUUCAUUUUCUUAGUAAUUUAUUUUGUUUUCCUUCUUAUUUAUUGUUUGUAUAUUUGCCCAUUUCUACUGUAUACACUUGUGUGUGCAAUUGCUUCUUAUUUUCCUUUUUUUUUUUGUUUUGGUCUUGGACUUGUAUAUUCUUCAGUUGUUUGACUCCAUGCAGAGCAGAUUGGCCUGCGUUGUGCCUGACAUUGCUUCAUAUGAUAACAAACCAGAAAUCUACAUUUUUAGUAUUACUCAUCCCUUCUAGGUUGAAAAGAGGGGCUGUGACGAGUUUGUAGUUCGGCCCUCCAUGAACACCAGCAGCUAUGGUCACUUUGAAUUCCUAUCGUUACUUUUGCAAAGCACUGUAACCCAAAUGCAUUUACAGUGACCACAGCUGCUGCUCUUUCGUGGUGAAGAAAACAACAAACCUCUUACAGUUACCUUUCAAGCCUACAGGGGUGGGUGUUUGAUACUCAAAAAAUAGAUUUUGGGUGGAGUAUUUCACUUAAAGGUUGUGAUUUUCCAGGGAUGGGCCUAACCAAUUCAGACCUUUUUCAUUAUCUUCCACCAGCCAAUUCACCAGUCAUCAUGGUCAGAUUCACAAUAUGUGGUUUAGAAAAGCAGCAGUUCCAAUACAGUUUAACCUUUCAACAAAAUGUGACCUUUCCCUUAUAAUUAAUGAGUCUUCAUCCCUCCCACCCACUGCUAAUGAUACACACAGUCAUUAGAAGCGCUUCAAAACCCACAUAAAAAGGUUGCCUUCAAAAUCUUCUGAAGUCCCAGGGCGUUAGUUUAUGAGCUCAAUUCUUUAACCUUGACCAUUGUGUUGUAAUCAACAUGCACUGGAAAGUACUUUGUAUCUGGAGAUCCCAUGGGUCCCUUGUCUGUCGUGUGUUAAUGUAUAGUAUACACUCUGGAUUGUUGUCUCGGGCUAAUCUUGCCGUGUGUUGGCCGUAUAUCUGUGCAUUGACCAAGUAGGCUCUGAAAUGAUGGCCUGAUUGAUUUAUUGGAAAAGGGUUACAAGCCACCAUGGUGCCCUUUAUAAUUUUGUUAGAAUGAGGUUCCCAAACUGCACUCAUCACAUGAUAAGUGAGUGUAUAGAAUCCCGAGAGUGGGACAUGUAUUUUAUGGAAACCGCAGUGUCUUGAAUUUUGUAGUCCACUUUAUAUAAAUUUGAAGUUUUUGAGGAAGGUUUUGAUUUUUUUUUUUUUUUUAAACGAUAACGUUUCUUCUUCAUGGUGUUUCUUAACUUUUUUAAAAAUGUAUUUUCUUAAGAAAAAAGGGUCUGCUUUUUUUUAUACGGACGGUUCAUGCAUGUAAAAUAAUUUUUAAUACAAGUAGGAUCCUUUUGAAGUCCAUGAGAUCAAGGGCAUUUUUUUUUUAUAAAAAAUGAACUUGCAACAUUCCUUGCACAUCUCAUCCUGGUGUAUAAACAAAGCCAAGCAAACCAAAAUAUUUCAUGGUUGUGGUUAAUUUGGCUCAUUAACUCAUAGCUAUGAAAUAUCUGCCCUUCUUUACAGAACAGAUAAAGUGUAAAUGUAUUUCUAAAACCCUGGAAUAUGCCUUUAACUGCUCAGUUUCAGCGAAGUCUUGAUUAUCACACACUCUCUGUAUACCAAGAAAUGAGACCCAGCAAAUAUGUAGCAUUUUUGUAAACAUUGACUGUGUGUUUUCGAGACUCUACUGUGCACUCAUUUUUUUGUGUUUAUAUAUAUUUUUUGGUUGUUGAUAUAAUAUGGAAGUAAAGACAAUUUGUUAUGUAGUGCAAUAUGCUGUACAUACGGAGCUUUGCUCUACAAAUCUUUUUUUUCUGGAUUUCUUGUUUAUUGGUACUUUUUUUUUUUCAAUAAAAUUUUAUUGAAGGUG